AUGCACCACGCAAAUGUGAAGGUUUUUCCGCCGAGAUGGUAUUUCGGAAAAAUCAAAAGAAUCGAAGCUGAGAAGAAGCUCUUGAUGCCAAAUAACUCCCACGGAGCGUUUUUAAUCCGUGACAGUGAAAGUCGCAGGAAUGAUUAUUCCCUUUCUGGUGAGUCAAGUGCGGAAGAGAUAUGCAUUUUGGAUUACCCUGCUUUGCGGGUAUUUGUGGGAUCCGUCCGGAUGCGAUCGUCCCCUUGA
Messenger RNA from Notodromas monacha, 246 nucleotides. NCBI's taxonomy places the organism in Eukaryota, Metazoa, Arthropoda, Ostracoda, Podocopida, Cyprididae. The record is from the annotation of a GenBank genome assembly.